UCGUAAUUGAAUGAAUAUAGGAGAAAGUUCCGAUAAUUGAUAUGAAUAUUUUUUUGUAAUUUCAAUUAUGUUCCAAGAGGACUUAACGUUGCUUAAGGAAAUAAUGUAAAUGAUGUAUUGUUCGAAGAUUUAGUAGAUACUAGAAUGAUUAGAUAUAAAAAUUUCCUCCUUCUCCUCGUCUGCCUAACGUUGUCGAUAAAAUGCGAAAUCGCCCAACCACCGAGAAAAGACGCGCACGACGGCAACAUCGCAAACGCCAUACAACAAUCCUCAAAGAACGAUGGUAACCCUUCCAAACCAUCAGGAUGGAUAUUCUCCCGCUUUAACGCCACCCAUCAGAGGAAACCCAACGAAGAUCAAUUGCCCGCAUCGGCGGAAUUCGGCGGGUACCACUACCUGCCGCCGCCCGACGAUCACGCCGAUUGCAACCCUUGCAACCAGGAACCGUGGGUACCCAUAGCAGGCCAUAAUAAAUAUCAACACGAUUUUUCUAGUCUUUCGCAUAACGUAGAUAAUAUUUUACCCAACAGCGGGUACUCCGGUUUGUAUGGAAUACCUCCCAGCAUCGAUUACGGUGUUCCCAAACCCUCUUACGGACCUCCCAAGAAUCCCAAGCCUUUGUACGGUCCUCCAAAACAGCAUUAUGGACCGCCCAAACCAUUGUACAGACCACCAAAGCCGCUUUAUGGGCCACCGCAGCAACAAUACGGGCCACCUAAACCAUUGUAUCUGCCGCCUAAACAAGAAUAUGGUCCACCAGUACCGUUGUAUGGACCUCCCAAACCGGAAUUCGGUCCACCAAAGCCUUUGUACGGACCAUCUUCAGGGGACGAUGUUAUUUUCGAUUAUAUGAUCCCUCCUCCAGUGCAAUAUAAGAUACCUGCCAUAAUGUACGGACCUCCGAAUUCUAAUUAUGGACCACCCAAGCCGAAUUACGGACCACCUAGGCCGAAUUACGGACCACCAAAACCUAAUUAUGGACCACCAAAACCCAAUUAUGUACCGCCGAAGCCUAAUUACGGACCACCCAAACCUAUUUACGGACCACCCAAGCCUGAAUACGGCCCUCCUAAUUCCAUAUUUAACCCACCUCCAAUACCGCUGCACCAACCACCAGAACUAAACUUCCUCCCGCCAAGCAUUUUCAAUCCCCCCCAACCGGACGCCAAUCCGCCGCAAGUCCACGCGGCGCCGAAUCCGCCGCUAUUCGAGCCUCCUCAGCCGGACUUUACCGUCCAACACCUACCGGCGCCGACUCAAAGCGCCGAUUCCACCGAAUUCCACCGGUCCCCCGCGUCCGAUUUCGUCCCACCGUCGCUAGACAACUCCUACGGCGGCGCCGUACCGCCGGCGCCCCAUCAGCAAUUCGCAGACAACCCGUCGCCGCAACUGGCCGAAAUCCCGCUGGACAACGGCUACAUUCCGGCGCCGGCGCCGUCCGACAGCUACGGCGACCCGGUGACCGACGACGGCUUCCAGUUUAACCGGCAGCAGGACUCGCAGCCGGCGCCCAGCGGCGACGGGGAUCCGUCGGCGAACGCCGACCUGCCGAACCAUCGGUUCAACGCCGAUUACCCGAACCUGGGCCCGGUGCAGUCGGCGCCGAUUUACGAUUUCGGGAAUUUCCGCGUCGCCGACGACGCGGUUCAGGUGCAGAAGAGCGUCAAGGUGGCGGAUUACGUGGCGUCUGUGGAGCAUCCCAUCAACGUGGUGCAAUCGCCGCUGGUGGAGCUCCACAUAAACGAGGAUACCGAGCAGGAUUACCAAAAUAAUUACACGCGCAUCGCCAAGAACCACCAGAACGAUGUAGAGCCGUACAAAUUAAGCGAUAAUCCUAUUGUAGUGGACGAUACUCAUACGGCUGCUAGUACCAUCAAUACCAACGUUUCUAAUUACGGCAGCUUCGAGGAUCAAGCGAAUGUAAUCAAGCAAAUUUUGAUACAAAAAGGUAUACUGAAGCAACGCGAAAGGAGUACUGGAGUUUCUAAUUCGAUGGUCCCGCCUUCUCCAAACAGCAAAUCCACUUGGGAAUCGACUAGUACGGUUAAACCGGUUCAAAUUAUAGUACCUUACACGAAGAGCUACACGACUCUCAUGCCCACUUACAUGCCGCCCACGCCCACCCAAAGCUCCGAUUGGUCGAAGUACUUAACAACCAAACCGAGCAAAACCUCCAUCCAAAGUACCGCCGUUUACAACAUCAAAGACCUAAUAGGCGCCAGCGACAAUCGUACCGGAAAGGAAUCCCUACCGUUCGACGUCAUAUCCCUGCAGAAGAACAUCGACGAUUGGACCCACCAAUCCUUCUCCAGCGGGAAAACCGUAAACCUGCCCCAGAAGCGGAUCCCAGCGGAGUUCUUCACCACGCCCGAUCCUCCCACCAGCUACUCCAACGACAUCUUCGACCACCAGCUGGCCGAAUCGUCUCGAAAGGAGACCGCGGUGGACGCGGACAUCGAAACCAACGUGAUAGUCGCAGCCGAAGCGGCCAGCACGGAACCCGCGGUCACUUCCACCGAAAGCGCCCGCCAGAGGGAAGCGGAGAGGUUGCAAAAGUCUUCGUGGAAGUCCGCCUACGUGACCGUCAGCCCGCUCACCAAGGAGAAGGUGUACGUGGUGACGCCGCAGGCGUACAGCUUCGUCACCGCCAAUCCGGCGGAGGCGGACGCCUGGAGCAUGGCGCCGCGGGUGGAGAACGGCACCGCCACCAAUGACGCCUCCAAGUCGCGCAAAUUCUCCGUGCGGAUCGAGCCCCAGCGGGCCGGCUCCGGGGAGAAGGCGCCCAAGGACUCCAAGAGCGCCGUGAAGGUGGUGUACAGCGAAUGGCCGCAUUUAAUAAACAAUCUUCAAACUACGACGGCGAAACCCACAUCGGUGCAUCCGCUUUUCGGGCUGAUGGGCAUCACGGCGUACACGCCCCCGUCCAACGCCACAAUCGAGACGUUCGUGGGGCACUCGAAGGUGGUCACCGUGGUGACGCCGUCGUCGAGGAUCGAGGCAACCAAAGAUUCGUGAAUCAGAAGUGGGAUAAAUAUAGGAUGUACGAAUAAAUAUAGGUUUUGUAACUGACGAAAAUCUCAAUUAUUAUUGUAACAGGAACUUACUUGGUGUAUUUGAAUGCGUAAUUUAUGGUAGUUUCCGUUACGAGCGAAAUGAAGAGAAACUCUUUCGAUUCUAAUAUAAUUCGUUAAAUUUUAUUUCUUACUUUUUAGACCUCUUUUUAAUGAAUUAUACAUGAAUA
This is a messenger RNA of Phyllotreta striolata, 3241 nucleotides long. Lineage: Eukaryota; Metazoa; Arthropoda; Insecta; Coleoptera; Chrysomelidae. The record is from the annotation of a GenBank genome assembly.